Molecule: messenger RNA, 1384 nt
Organism: Contarinia nasturtii (swede midge)
Lineage: Eukaryota; Metazoa; Arthropoda; Insecta; Diptera; Cecidomyiidae
Product: phospholipase B1, membrane-associated-like
Exons: 5
Coding region: 500-1384 (294 amino acids)
Biological process (GO): phospholipid metabolic process
Molecular function (GO): glycerophospholipase activity
Source: RefSeq, a predicted model, not a curated record
UUUAUAUUUUAUUGAUGUAUUGUUGGCUUAUGAUUUUCUGUAACGUUGCUGCCCAAUUCACUUAUGGACGAGAGUCUAUAAGGCCAGACAGUGAAAGUGUUGCAUUAAAUAUACUGGGCAAGCAGAAUUAUAACCGUCAUACAACGAUAAAUUCGAGUAUUUGGCAUAUUCUUUAUAACUUAUUUCGAAACAUUAUCAAAAGUUUGGCUAGUGAUACUGGGCUUAGAAAUUCGGGAACUUUCUUACAAAAACGGUUGCCACCACAUAUUCCAUUCCCGUGCCACAGAUAUAAUCAACGUAGUGGUGCGGUGCCAGAGAACGUUCAUCAAUUGCGACCAGGUGAUAUUGAUAUAGUGGCGGCACUUGGCGACUCAAUGACGGCCGGAACCGGAGCAAAUGCAAUAUCAAUUCUUGAGACAAGUGUAGAUAAUCGUGGUAUUGCAUUUAGUAUUGGAGGUUCUCUUUCUGAACGAUCAUUUGCCGCAAUUGCGAUCAUUUAAUGCAAUUUAUUUUAGGACAAGGAAACUAUCGCAGUCACUUGACUUUGCCAAAUAUUUUGAAAGAAUUCAAUCCACGUUUGAUUGGAUUUUCUUGGAAAGAUGCUUCCAGUACGGAUCGUGGUGCCGUCUUUAAUUUGGCUGAAGACACAGCUCUAACGAGUGAUAUGCCAUUUAUGGCAUACAAACUUUUGCGUCGCAUGCGUUUGGAUCGUCGUGUGAAUUUGGACAGACAUUGGAAAUUGAUUACGAUCACGAUUGGUGCAAAUGACUUUUGUCUGGAUGUGUGCCAACAAAAUGUUCAUCCAAUGGUAAUAAGUCAAAAACAAGAGGAUAAUAUUGUUAGAACCUUGCGAAUAUUGCGCGAUACAAUGCCCAGAACAUUUGUAAAUUUAGUGGCUGAACCAUUGUCCAAUUUAAUCAUGUCGAUGGAUGUAAUUUUGAAUCUGCCACUUCCUUGCCGUGUCGGUCGAAAGAUGUUUUGUUCGUGUUUAGAAGGGUUACGUUACACUCGGGCACGUGAUUUAUACAUCGCUUUGGAGCAAAAUUACAAAAGGAUCUUAAAUCGUGUUGCUCAUCGUGCUGAAUUUCAGCGAGAUGAUUUCACGGUGGUUUUUCAACCGUUUGGAUUAAAUGCAUCUGUGUUUAUAGACGAUCGAAAACCAGACAUCAGCAUUAUGGCAUAUGACUGUGUCAAUUUAAGUCAAAUUGGGCAUGCUGUUUCAGCUAAUAUGCUAUGGAACAAUAUGAUGCAAGUUGAAUCACAAAAAACCAGUGGUUUUAGAUCAUUGUUCAAGGAAUUUGAAUGUCCCACCGAACAAAAUCCAUAUUUACGAACGUAUUUUAAUAGCUUCGAAACUAUUUUAACAGCAAAUCCACCUUGGUAA